This is a messenger RNA of Dreissena polymorpha, 3119 nucleotides long. RefSeq lists its product as uncharacterized. The transcript is spliced from 2 exons. Gene Ontology annotation, molecular function: zinc ion binding. NCBI's taxonomy places the organism in Eukaryota, Metazoa, Mollusca, Bivalvia, Myida, Dreissenidae. The record is from RefSeq and is a predicted model, not a curated record. Bases 255 to 2018 code for a protein of 587 amino acids.
GGCGGAAUUGUCCGAGGUGUUCCGAUUGAGAUAAACUUUAGGGCGUAGAAGGAAGUAGGACAGUUAUAGUGUUUUAUUGUUUUAUUUGGAUAUCAGUUGGUGUUCAUAUAUACAAUUUGGCAACGUAAUAAAGCAAGAAAAUAUAAUUGUCUAUAAUUUUAUUUUUUAUGUAAAAGAUAUUAAAAGUAUAUAUUAAACUUAUAAACAGUGGUUUUCAAAUCGAAAGUUGCAACAGGUUCAAACACAAUUUCACAAUGGCUUCUAAAAGAUUUGUGGAUUCAAACCGAGACAAUGCAGGCGACUUUAUUGGAGAAAGUGCUGUGACACAAUCAUGCGAGCCCUGUAUGAAAUCGAACAUAUCAAAAACUCCUACGGUUUUCUGCAAGGAUUGUGAUGAGUUCUUGUGUGAUGCGUGCACAAAUCCGCAUAGGGUAUAUAAGCCUGGUCACCAUAAUAUUGUCAAUGUACAGGACCAUAAAUCUGCGCCCGUAAUACUCGACAUGAAAGGAAUGGACAAGUGCCAUGAGCAUGGACGAGAAAUAGAGUUUUUCUGCCAGGAUCAUUCUAAGCUUUGUUGCCUUUCAUGCGUUCUUAUUCACCGGAAAUGUGACAAAUUGGAUGAAAUAGCCAAAGUAUCCAGACAAACACGACCCGACCUGCAAGCAUUAAAACAAUCAUUGAUAAAAAUGCAAUCCGAGGCUGACGCUAUUAUAGCGGAUUGUAAGCAGUCCGAAACUGGCUUAAAUGAGUCCAUUGCAAAGAUUUCUGCAGAGGUGGAUACAAUGAAAGAUCGUAUCAUACAACUAUUUGAAGAAGCAAAGCAGAAAUUAAUAAGUGAGGCAAAACAGUUUAAAACUGCAAAAGGCAAACGAAUCGGGAAUAAAUGUGACGCCUCGCUCAAAGUUAAGGAAGAACUAAACAAUGUAUUGUCGAUGUGUUGUGUCGUUUUAGAACGCGGAACGCCCAGUCAACAGUAUAUUUAUUCAGAACAAAUGAAGGAGAAACGGAAAACUAUCGAAUCAACUAUAGAUGAACAAAGAAAGAUUACAUUCUCAUCAACAAUGACAGUGUCUUUUCCAAAACAGGUUACUUCACUUCUUGAGAUGGGAAGCAAUUCUAUAAAACUGAAUUAUGAUGGCAACAAGACAGUGGACACCAGUAGCAUCAGCUUGUCGUCCCCACCAAGGCCUGUCACCCUGGAGUUGCUUGUAUCUGUGGAUCUACCAAAGACUAGAGAUGAUAAGAAGGAGCCUGUCCUCAGUGGACUGGACUUCUUGCCGGACGGGAGACUGGUAGCCGUGGAUAACAAGAACUGGAAAUGUAUCAUAAUGAAUGAGCGACUACAGAGACUUGGAACACCGUACAAGUUCAAGGGUAGCCCAUAUUGCGUAGUAUGUGUGUCUCAUGAUACACUGUGUGUAACGGGUGGUGGUUCUAAAGGUGUAUGUCUCCUGUCUGUGAGUACAGACAAUACCAUCACACUGACCAGGGAGAUCAAAACAACAUCCAAGUUCUUCUCUAUAUGCUGCAUGUCUCCAUCUAACAUGGUCGUGAGUGCGUUCGAUAAUCCCCGUCCUGCUAGAAUGAUAUCAGUGGACGGGGUAGAGUCAGACUUUGAUCACUUCCUGACGUUUCCUUUGAAGACGUACAAAUUAGAUGAGUCUACAUGCACGUAUGUCCAGUCUAAGAACACGUUAGUUCUGACUGACCAACUCGCUCACACAGUGUACAUGUACGACACCGUGAAUGGCACAUCUAGAGCAGUCACUGAUGAGAACAUACAGGAACCUCGUGGCGCCUGUGUAGGACCUGGUGACACGGUGCUGGUGUUCAGUAAGAAUAACCACUCCAUCGUGCACCUGACCAUUGACGGUAAAAUACUCGGUACAUACCCAGUGGAUAUGGAGUACCCGGUAAGCAUAUGUGUGUCUAAGGACGGCACCAGGCUGGCGGUGACCAACAGCGUUAGAGGCGCCAAGAAACUUCACUUGUAUAAGAUAUCACCGGCCAUGAGUUAGAUGACUAGUAAGAUGUUAUCCAUGUGAUCAGGCUUUAUACACAAUUAUGUAAUAUUGACUUUCGUGAAUUGAUGUGGUUAAAGCAACUCGUAAUACUAUAAUGUUUAAAGAAAAUUGAAUAGUGUUGUUAUAAGGUUUUAUCGUUGAAGAAUUUCGAAAUAUUUCGAACUAGCUAUGUAUUUUGCAUUUGUUAUUAUGUAAAAUGUGUCUUUAUACUUAACUUCAAGAAUUGUUACAUUGUGUAUUUGAAUGAUUUUAAAUGUAUUGUGUAUGUAAUGCUAUUUAUAUUUGCCUUUCAUGCAACUUAACCGGUGUGUACGGUAGUUAGGCGCGUUAAGUAUUUCUAAAUGAAUGUUGUUGUUUUUUAAAAACAUUACUAUGCAUAUAUUUUCUUAAAGGGUCCGUCCAACAGAUUUUGGCAUGUAUUGAAGCAUGUCAUUUAAUGCUCUAUAUUGAUAAAUUUAAACAUUUAACCUAAAAAUCUCCAGUAAAAAACAACAAGAAUACAAUUUAAUAAAAGGAAAAAAACUCAACAGGGCUCGAACCACUGACCCCUUGAGUCCUGGAGUAAAAAGUCUUCCGCAUUGGCCACUCUAGUACUCUACCAUCCAUGCUCAUACAUAGAGCGGAUGUAUUUUUUACCUAGUAUAUAAGCAAUCCUCAUAGUUUCCCAAAAUAUAACUAAAACAACAGAACUUUCCAAAUUUUUCAAUCGUUUCGCUUCGCACGACGUUUCAUAACUUUCAGGUUUUCAAAUCGUCAAAAGAUGCAUAUAAUAGAUAUUUAAGAGCAUGGUAAAUGGUCAGUAUUUCUAUUUCCUCAAAAAUAUCAUAUAAAAAACGAAAAUUUGCGAAUCUGAAACAACUUUUUAUAAUUUUGUCAACUUACCAAUCUUUUGGACGGCCCCUUUAAUACCACGAAAGAAAGUGUGCGUUCUCUCAAAAUAAUGCUUGUUUUUGUUUAACGUACAUUGGCCACUAUAUAAUGAUCAACAAAAGUCGAAUAGGACUAGAAUUCCCAGCAUGUCACUUGUGCCUGUAAAUAGUCAAAUGCCUUGUAUCGUUAUAAUGUAAAGGAUACUUUAAAAAGUCGUUAAUUUCA